CCGCGGGAAAAAAUGCUUCCUCGUCUGUUCACUUCAUGUUUAUAAUUUUACUGUUUUAUGAGUAAUUGUUAAUAAAUAAAAUAAUAAUUGCAAUAUGUAUCCAAUAUCUGAUAACGUGAGACAAGAUUUGGUCACUGUGGUUCCUGCAUCUUUAAUUAACGAGAUAUCUUGUUUCGUUUUCUACGACCAUCAUCCGCGAGAUAACAAGAAUAUUGAUAUUAUUGUUUGUACUACGAGAUGUGAAGUAAAAGAGUUUUAUCAACGAGAUUCUGUAUAUUCGAUUGGUCUCGAAAUUAAUUCAAAACCCAUUGAAAUAAAAAUCCUUAGGAAUAACAAGUGUGAACAGUUUUACUUAGUUGCUACCAAAAAUGAAGUUGUUGUGUUGACAAGAAAAGAAGAGUUACGAGUUUUACAUACUAUCGAUAAUGUGGAUAGCUAUGAGGUGGGGGAUUCCUUGUGUAGAGGAAAAGCAUGUCUUAAAAUUAUUCGCAAUGAUGAUGCAGUACCAUUGGUUUUUGAUGACAGCUUUGUCAACUUGGGAAUAAGAGCUGAAAUCCUGGAAUCUUUGAGUGCAGACGAUACAUCGCCGGUAAUGACACACCUCAAAAGGAAGCUGACACAGGCUAAGUAUGACGUGAAGGAGAAUGAGAAAAUCUACAAUGAUUUGAUGAAAUUGAGGCAAGGUGCUGCUUACUUAUAUUAUAAAACAGUUAGUCCAAACUCUGCUGAUGCAGUUUUUAAUGAAGCUGGGGGAUCCAGUGGAGGAUUAUCAAUGAAAAAUCAAAGUCCAUGGGUCAAAAUCUGUAAUAAAAGUAUUGUUGCAGUCUUUGAACUACUGGAUAAGACUAAAGUGCCAGUUGAAGAUAUGUAUUUUUUACUUGACAAUCCAACAUCCCUUUCAAUGGUAUAUACUACAAAGUUAUAUGAAAAAAUUCCCAUAUCACCAUUUUGGAAAGAAAAUAACUCUACUAAAAUUAAUAAAGACAGUACCACUGCAGUAGUCCUUGUCAUUGAUAUGAAGGAGUUCAAAUAUAAUGUCAAUGUGGGAAUAGAGUUAUUCGGUGUUGUUGCAUACAAAUCUGAAGGCAAAGAGCAGUUUCUGAGUAUUGAAAAUAUAUGUUUGUCACCCUCAGAUAUUAUGGGUGAACACUUUGAUGUAUUAUCGACAGUCCAUUCACAAGAUAAAGAUAACUACAAAUUACUGGCGUUACUAGCUACCACAGAAAAGACUCAACUCCUGUUAAGGCACAUCAAACAGGAAAAUGAUCCACAAGUCAAUUUACUAGACAUACUUUGUGAGCAUUUGCACAUGGAGAGAAUAACUGCUGCUCAUAAUAUAAUUAUUCACAAACAGUCUCCUUAUCACAUACUUCAUGGUGUUUUAAUCAUAGAAGAUUUAGUGGCAAGUGAAGUUGGUAAAUGGAGUAUUUCUUUACAUACCAGGUCACCUUCUCAAUUUCUGGCGUUCAUCCACUACUUGCACGAUGCUGUACCCUACAGAGUCUUACCAACAACAACUAAUCAGAUAAUUACCUCCAGAGGGGAACACGACCUAUCUGUAUAUGAUGAAGACCCUACUAAUACUUUUAAAGAAAUUAACUAUAUGGGAAUUCAUACAUCUACACUUAAGCAGACUGCUACAUUGAUUGAAUACCUUGAUGAUUGCAUGACUAAAAUGAAUGAUAGCAGGGAUCCAGCUGUUCUUAAUAAGAUUGGCACCGAGAUUGAUAUUUUUGCUGGUGGUCAAAUUUCAUAUGUUGAGUUCAGAAAGAAAUUGUUACAAGAGGCCUUACAAGGCAUAAGAGAUGCUGAAAAUCAGUCCUCUAGAACAGUAUUUCAAGGUACAAGUAUGACUUUUUCCUUUGAUGAUUUGGACUGAUAAAACAUUGUAGUCUUUUUGAUCUUCUGUGAUAGUAGAAAUAAAAUCACUUUUUACAUGUUUUAUAAAUGAGAAAGAAGUGGUAUAAUAAAUAAAAAAUAAUGUUUCUUUA
Molecule: messenger RNA, 1991 nt
Organism: Pectinophora gossypiella (pink bollworm)
Lineage: Eukaryota; Metazoa; Arthropoda; Insecta; Lepidoptera; Gelechiidae
Exons: 4
Coding region: 95-1879 (594 amino acids)
Source: RefSeq, a predicted model, not a curated record